Arabis nemorensis is the source of this 168-nucleotide messenger RNA. The record is from the annotation of a GenBank genome assembly. Lineage: Eukaryota; Viridiplantae; Streptophyta; Magnoliopsida; Brassicales; Brassicaceae.
AUGAGCUCGUCAUCAAGACAACUUCUAAGCUCACCAAGACAGCUUCCGAGCUCAUCCUCAAAGCAGCUUCCUGAGCUACUCAACACGUCAUUAAGACAGCUUCCAAGCUCGCCAAGUCAGCUUCCGAGCUCAUCAUCAAGACAGCUUCCAAGCUCAUCAUCAAGAUAG